This is a messenger RNA of Brugia malayi, 1377 nucleotides long. Its product is annotated as putative 14.7 kDa protein T20G5.10 in chromosome III, putative. Lineage: Eukaryota; Metazoa; Nematoda; Chromadorea; Rhabditida; Onchocercidae. The record is from RefSeq and is a predicted model, not a curated record. The transcript has 9 exons. Bases 1 to 1377 code for a protein of 458 amino acids.
AUGUUUGAAAUGAAAUAUGCUGAUAAUGGAGACGCGCUGAUGUUGGCAAACAAGAAUCGUGUGGCAAGUAAGAAAAUCUUCGAACAACUGCAACAGUCAUCACGUACAUCAACUCACAUUACUGAAGGCCAUAUGUUACACAGGCAACCCUCUGGCGCACAGAAAAGAAUACGACAGCGACAGGAACAAAAAUGGUUAAAAGCUAUUUCGGCAAAUGUUAACUCGUACGAUCUGGAACAUGGCCGUGCGCAGUCAGGAUCAGAAAAAGGUACUUAUAGAUCCUUGAUUGAUUCUGGCGGUUACAAAUCAAUUUUGCCAGAAGAACUGUCUUUCCCCGUCUCUUCUCCUAUCGCAUCUUUGUCUAGGAAUAGCUUUUUGCGUUCAUCAUCAACAACUCCUAUAGGUAAGAAUAGUUCCACUUCAUCGACGUUUACGCCUGUUGCAUUUCAAAACAACACCGGCAUUGCUUCGUCAACAGUUACGAGUGGUAAACCAACCGUACAGGUAUAUCCGAUGCCAUCAAACUUACCAGCCAAUAAUAUAGUUAGUACUGUGGUGACAUCAACAAGUAGUACUAAUAUUGAUAUUACAUCAGAAAAAAUGCGCGAAAAACCGGUGGUACCAAAGAAACCAGCAAGGUUAAUCCUGUCUUCGGCAUCUACUCCCAUCGAAACUGCUCCAGUAACUCCACUUUUGAGUAUAUCGAGUUUUAACCUCUUUUCAGUUUCAGCGCAGUCAUCACCGUCAGGUAGCAAUAGUUUUCGUCUAUUUUCCACUCCAUCCUUUAUUUCUCUUCAUACUGCCCUGAUGCAGUCCAGUUUAACAGACGAAGAAGUUGAACAGCUCGAAACAAAACGUAAGAAGCUAAUCGAAUCAAUUUCGCGCAAAAUUAUAAUAUUGGACGAGGAGCGAAAUGCGAUUGAUGAAGACUUUAAUCUAAACGAAGUUCUGAAAAAUGAAGUGUUCAAUGACUUAACACUAACUGGUGAUCCGGCUGUUCUGGAAAAAAUCGAAAAAAAUCUCUCACAAAAUUCACAGUUGUGUAGACUUGAAACAAGGUUACGGAUGCAAUUGGAUCGCCUACACUCAGUUGCAAUGAGUAAUGAAAAUAUUGAUAAAGAGCUUAUUAGUGCUCGCAUUGAGCGUCUAAAACGACAGCUUGAUGACCAGACUGUACUGAGAAAGGCUUUCGAUAGACGUGACGCUGAAGUUGAUAGAUAUAUCUUUUCAAUGUUGAAUGACGAGCGAAGGUCACAAUGGAGGAUUUAUAAAGAAACUUGGAAACGUCUAACAACGGAACGACAAGAAAUUGACGAGCGGCUCUUUCUUGGACGUGAACAAAUUAGUGCCUUACGAAGUGUGCAACCACAUAUCUAA